Messenger RNA from Culex pipiens pallens (northern house mosquito), 1574 nucleotides. RefSeq lists its product as uncharacterized. The transcript has 6 exons. The record is from RefSeq and is a predicted model, not a curated record. NCBI's taxonomy places the organism in Eukaryota, Metazoa, Arthropoda, Insecta, Diptera, Culicidae. Gene Ontology annotation, molecular function: pigment binding. The coding region runs from base 47 to 1489 and encodes 480 amino acids.
AACCGGCAUAUUCAUACCUUUACAGCAGUCAACGAAGCAAUACACGAUGUACAAAUCACCGCAAGUGUUCGCCGCUGCCCUGUUAGUGUUGGGCUUGUCGUCGGCAGUCGUCUAUGGCGUCAUCUACGAUCGACCCUGCCGGACGGAGAUCUCGGUGGUGCAGAACUUCUGCCUGGACCGGUACCUGGGCAAGUGGUACGAGUUGCAGCGCUACGAGCAGCCCUUCCAGACCAAGGUUGACUGCACCACUGCCAACUACGGCCUGCUGGACUCGGCCACGGUGUCCGUUCGGAACUCGGCCUUCAGUCUGAUCAACGGAACCUCUUCCGAGGCCAUCGGCACCGCCGUGCUGUCCUUCCCCGAGCAGGAGAUCGUCCAGGCCAAACUGAACGUGUCGUUCUUUGGAGCACCCAACGAUCGGUCCAACUACUGGGUGAUCGAUACGGACUACGAGAACUUUGCGAUCGUGUGGUCCUGCGAACCGCUGCCACAGGACCAGUCCAGCGAAGGGUUCUGGUUCCUGUCGCGGGAGCGCAAGUUCACCGACGACAAGGACGCCAACGAGCGGGCGUUCGGUGCGAUCCGGAAGUACAUCGAUCAGAGCGAGAUCCGGUUCACGAACCAGGCGGACGAGCGGUGUCCGGAUUUCAAUCUCCCGUGCGCAAUGAUCUAUUCGAGCAUUUUAUUUCCGAAAAGCCAAAUUUUACAACCAGCGAGCAGCUCCAAUAAGUGUUCACUUUGCCGCGUUGGUGACUCUAUAAAACAAACCCACCGGGUCGGAACUGACCGACUGUUACGUGAGAACGCUAGUCGCCGAACUAUGAAAUCGCUGGUGGUACUUUCGAUCGUGUUGGCCACGGUGGCCACCACUUGCCGGGCCCAAAUCAUCUCCCUUGGCCAGUGCGCAGUGCCCGACGUUGUGGAGAACUUUAACGUGAGCGCUUAUUUGGGGAAGUGGUACGAGAUCGAGCGUUACGAGCAGGUCUUCCAGCGUAACGGAGAGUGCGUUACGGCAACGUACAGCCUCAACGAUGAUGGUUCCGUGCGGGUUGAAAACGCCAUGCUGGUGCCGCCGAGCGGCAAGUUCGACAUUGAUAUUGGCCGGGCUUUGCUGUCCUUCCCCGACGAGGAUCCACUGCGGGCCAAGCUGAACGUUAGCUUCGGAGGAAUGCCGCCAAUUGCGUCCAACUACUGGGUCCUGGACACCGACUACGAGAGCUUCGCCUUCGUGUUUAGUUGCUUCCCCGUUGGAAAUACUCUGAAAGGCGACAACUACUGGCUGCUAUCGAGAACCCCCGAGCUGUCGCCGGAAGUUCGGGACCGCGUUGAAGUGUUGAUCGACUUGUACCUGAAUCGACGUCACAUUCGUAGAACCCGCCAUAAUCUGUACUAUUGCCAGGAAAAUAUUGAAACAACCAGCGAGGCAGCGCCGGAAAGUCCGAAACAGUUUCCCAAAAUGGCGGAACGGAGCAAACGAGUCAAUGGUUAAGGGCAAAGCAAUUUGUGGUAGAUGCUUACACAUUUAGGAAAAAUAAUUAUGUUGUACAUAAAUGUUCUGAUCACAAAACAGUAAA